Messenger RNA from Phialemonium atrogriseum, 2009 nucleotides. RefSeq lists its product as uncharacterized. The transcript has a single exon. Bases 94 to 1962 code for a protein of 622 amino acids. The record is from RefSeq and is a predicted model, not a curated record. Lineage: Eukaryota; Fungi; Ascomycota; Sordariomycetes; Cephalothecales; Cephalothecaceae.
AGUAAAGGUUCGAUUGUGUGCAUCACAGCCAAGUCGGGAUAAUUGCCGCGAAUAUUUCCCGGGUGGACGAAACAACGAAGCGACACUCUCAGAAUGGCCUCAACCCGGUCUGACGACAACGCGUGCUGGCGCGAAAGGAGUUUCGAAUCAAACAUCAAUUAUUCACAUCGUCACCCCCCUGGACUGGGACUAGAAAGAAAGAGGCAUAACCCUCCCACGCCUCCGUAUCCACAAAAUCCCUUUUCACCCUUGCCCGUCGGGGAUUCAGAGCCACCGCCACAUGAGCUGCCCUAUUCCGUGUACAUAUCGACGCGGUCUCCUCCUCAUCGUCACCUUUCUCCUCCUCGUCGUCACCUUUCUCGUCCUCCUCGUCCUCCUCGUCCUCCGCCCAGUCUCAGAACCGAUCUUCGAAACCUACCAAGGCAACACGAUUUCGACGCAGAGUGGGUGACCGGCAAUGCGGAAUACGAGGCCUUCAUGAACGCUCCACGACGAUCGCGGCGCGCAAGCAUUUCGUCGCAGGUGAGCGAGAGGGAUCAUCCAAUCGGAAGACAGAUACUGGAGCAAGAACAAGUAGGUGAGACAGGAAGACAUGAAGAUAAGAGAAGGGUGCGUGAACAACAGCAAGAAGAGGCAGCGGAAGCUCAGCACCGAAGACAUUGGGUAGAGGUGGAGACGACGACGGAUGUGGAGAGUGAGACCAAGCGACGUGCGCAACGACGAGGAACGAAGGCGACUGACGAGGGGGAAGACCAGGAACGUGUCAACCCGAGUGAUAUGGGUCAAAGACAUGUGGACCAGGGACGUGCGGAGCGAUGCAGAGAUGCCAAGGGAAAAGAGGUAGACCACGGCACCAGACCGACAACCAUCCGGGCCCGGGCGGCCACAUCUCAGCAAAACGAGACGACGCAAGCCCUCGAAGCUACUGUUCAAGAACUGAAAAGCUUCAUCAACGAAGUCAGUGAGGGUCUCAAUGAAGUCGGUGAGCGUAUCAAUGAAGUCAGUGAGCGCCUCGGGGACAUGGAAAAAAAGCAAAGUCGUCAUCCAAGGCGCAGAGCGCAUCCGCUCCUCUUCCCGGCCAUGAAGAUACCUCGCAAUCAUUUCGCGAUGGCCACGCUCGGUGGGCGGACGUUGCAGAGGCAGCUCCGUCAAGCGUCACAUCCAAUCACUAUGGACUUGUGGUCGACGGCGAUGACGGCACUGUCGGAAGCGACUAGCGACAAGGAUUGCGACCAUCUGCACUGCCACGUCUCAGGAUCCACCUUGGUGACCGAUUGCGAAGACGGGGAAGGAGAAGAGGCGGACGAGAUGCAGGAACCAGAGUUCGUCAAUGUGUCUUCAAGACACGCGCCACCGAUGCUCAGACAUAGGGGCAGACCAGGCGACAAACAGCCGGUGAGAUCCAAGUCUCGAUCGGGUGGAAGGGUCCUGCCCUCCAAAGGCGAACGGAUGGCGUCGGCAGCAGGAGAAAGUUGCGAUGGCCCCGAAAUGCCAGACAACUCAUCGAGUGACGGCCCGGGAUUGACCCCUUUGACGUCCAGAUCGAGCCCUUCGGAGUACGAGAACGACGCCAGUGAGCGAAUGAGGAGGAGAGAGGAAAGAACAACCAUAGACAGAGCCCAGAGAUAUAUGAAGGAGAGCCGCAAACUUGGUGCGCUGUCUCCUCCGCCAUGCUCAGCCCGGCUGGGCGUCCCAAGACGCAGCUCUCUCAAGGAAGACACUGGCGGCGUCCAACAUGACUGUCGGCGGCGACGGCAGUCUCGAAGUCUUCUGCCGGAAGGUGUGGCUGAUUGGGAACAUGCCGCAUAUACAUGGGCUGGGAUCGAUGCCGUCCCAUACAUCGUGGCCAUGCCGUCGGAAGCUAUUUCGAUGGGAAUGAUGCGUGGAUAUCAUCCGGCCCAAACGAUGGGUUUCUCCCAAUGCUCGCAUUGUCCUGGAUGUAACCUGUAUUGUGUCAUGUAGCUAAUUUGUAGGCUAGCUAGCAUACUCCAAGUCAAGAGGCAAGCGUA